Ostreobium quekettii is the source of this 336-nucleotide messenger RNA. Lineage: Eukaryota; Viridiplantae; Chlorophyta; Ulvophyceae; Bryopsidales; Ostreobiaceae. The record is from the annotation of a GenBank genome assembly.
AUGCGGAUGCUGGUACGGUUUCCGCUUUCAGGCAGGUGUUUGAUGGAAUCGGGUGUCACAUCCACACAGUUGGUUGGAGGGAUUCAUUGUUUUGCACAACAUGCAUUCCAGUGGCGUUUGGAAGAUUGUCAGUGGGACAACAUCCAAUUUUGCAGGCGGAUUAGGCAACUGCCGAGAAACAAUCAGAGCGCCAGCAUGUUUGUAGGAGACACCUGCUGUGCCAUGGCAUCGAGGGCAACCGUGGCAUGCCCCAUUGCAGCUAUUCUCCUUCCAUGUUUCGAUGCACAACUCAGCAGGGCGAACCCUGGAUUAGAGUUCAGCACCAGUCAAGCAUGA